Messenger RNA from Aspergillus oryzae RIB40, 1656 nucleotides. RefSeq lists its product as uncharacterized. The transcript has 6 exons. The coding region runs from base 1 to 1656 and encodes 551 amino acids. The record is from RefSeq and is a predicted model, not a curated record. Gene Ontology annotation, biological process: transmembrane transport. Lineage: Eukaryota; Fungi; Ascomycota; Eurotiomycetes; Eurotiales; Aspergillaceae. Gene Ontology annotation, molecular function: transmembrane transporter activity.
AUGUCCCCGGAUUCUGAAAUGACCAUGUCCGAAAAGCAGACUCCUGAGGGUGUCAGUGAGACCACCAGUGAAGACCCUAUCGAAUGGGAUGGUGCUUUACAUGGGUUUCCCUUAUAUCUCGGGGCCCUUGGGCUCGGUCUGGCUCUCUUCCUCACAGGCAUCGAAGCUACUAUUGUGAGCACAUCCUUGGUUACCAUCACCAAUGAUUUGGACGAUUUUGGUCGAAGCAGCUGGGUUAUCACAUCCUACCUGCUCACCUAUACAGGAUUUCUUAUGAUCUGGUCGAAGAUUGGUGAUAUUUGGCGGGUAAAAACAAGUCUUCUCGUUUCCCUAUUUAUGUUCACGGCAUUCUCCGGCGGCUGCGGUGGUUCACAAAGUCUCAGGCAACUAAUCAUCUGCCGGGCAUUUCAAGGGGUAGGCGGUGCUGGUGUAUACUCUCUCACGCUAUAUUCCUUUGUCCGUAUAGUCCCCUACCGACAGUACGACACCAUCAGCUCUGUCGCCGGCGGUAUACUGUCCCUUGGUCUUGUCCUUGGCCCCUUGAUUGGAGGCGCUGUUGCUGAAAAAGGCAGUUGGCGCUGGGUUUUCUUGUGCAAUGUGCCAGCCGGGGCCUUUUCCUGGGUACUAUUACUUAUCGUGCUUCCAGCUAACUUCCCCAAUGCUCCAUCGGCUCAAACAGCCUCAUCUAAGUACAAGGGAGCUGGGAUGAAGAUAAAGACUUUCUUCCAGCGGGCAGACACCCUUGGUGCUCUGGCCUUGUUAACUGCGUCAUCAUUUGCUAUCGCAGCCCUGCAAGAAGGUAAUUUUGAGUACGCCUGGUCAUCUGGUCUUGUGAUCAGUUUUCUAGUUAUCUCAGGAAUCUUCUGGAUUGCAUUCCUCUUAUGGGAGUGGUUUAUCAGUAAGAAGGACCUCGAUAUUUACGCAAUGUUUCCCUGGAGACUGGCGGGUAACCGGAUCUUCCUGGGCGCUGCCCUGGGAUUUUUUACAACCGGUCUCCCAAUGACUGUCAGUAUCAUCAUGAUUCCUCAGCGGUUUCAGAUCGUCAAUAGCUGUUCCCCUAUCGACGCCGGAGUCAGGUUUCUAGCCUACGCGUUAAGCAGCCCUGUUGGUAUAAUGUCCUGCUCUGUACUAACCGGGCGCCUUAAGAUACCAUUCUGCUACGUUGCACUCGGUGGUAUAGUCCUCCAGGUUGUUGGUCUCUUCUUAUUUUCCGAGACCGCUUUCUCAACAGACAUCUCAGCUGCACAGUACGGAUACCUUGUCCUGGCCGGACUAGGAACAGGUACCAGCGUAGCGGUAUUCUACAUGAUGGUGCCGCUUGUGGUCGAUGGUAAAGAUCAAUCAAUUGCCUUAAGCACCGGGCUCCAGCUUCGAAUGCUGGGUGGUGUUUUGGGCGUUGCAGCAUCUACUACCAUUCUGCAUAACUAUCUCAGGAGUCGAUUGUCGGUGACCCUAGAUCCUGACCAAGUCAGCCUAUUGCUCUCCUCCAGUGAUGCUAUUGGAAUAUUUUCGCCCUACAUUCAACUACAGGUCCGCCAGGCUUACUCGGUUGCCUAUAGUGCACAGGUGAAACUUGCGGGAGGAUUCUCCGUGGCUCAGUUGCUAUCUGUCGCGAUGAUAUGGAAGCGCUCAAAUGUGCGGUAUCUCAAACGUUAG